AAAGAAUGAUAGGAGGGUUAAAACCGUCUUUCAGCUAAAUCAAGUCAAAGUUCUCGCCUCAUCACCGGUCACUUCCGGCUGGCCGUUUGCUCCAGCUUCCUUUCCUAUAAAUAACCUAUCUUCGGCCACCAGCUCCUCCGCCUCUCUGCUUUUCGCCUCGUUGUACCCUUUUGUUGCUGCCACCAUGAUACGCCUCUUCCUUCUCUCGACAAUUGUCCUCUUGGUCACAAUUCCCCUUGCCUCACCGCACGAGGAUCACGGCGGCGAGGAGACUGGAAACUGCGAGGCUAGCCCCGACGUUCGUAUUGUUGCGGAUUACCGUCCUGGGAUCAUUACUGUUGACGGUCACGCCGACGAUUGGGCCGGAGUCGAAGGUUUCGAGUUCAGCCUCUAUCCCGCCCUCGAUCCUGACGCCGACAAGGCCUAUGCCGGCGGGAAGAUUAGCAUUAAGGCUGUGCAUGAUGGAAAUCGUGUUUUCUUCUUGCUGCAAGUUGAUGGGGAGUAUGCUUACUCUCAAGGUGCAAAUACGAAAUGUCCUUCUGUUGCUCUAAUGUUUCAAGUGGGGGAGAAUGCUUCAUAUCAUAACAUGGGAGGGUGCAAAAACUUACCUGGAUCCUGCAACCAUACGACUUGUCAUGGUCAUGAAGUUGAUAUUAUGCAUUUCUCCAUAGGAAAUGCAAUUCCUGGUCGGCUCUAUGGUGCCAAUCUAGUGGACAAUAGUGAGGGUACUGGUGGUGAUAGGUUUGGCCAUCUUAUUGAUGUAUAUGCAUGGAAUCCACAUUGCAUUUAUCUUGAUGGAAAGGGUCCCGCAGGAAACAGUUCUUAUUCACAAAACGACUGGCAAGGGGCAUGGUGGCAUAGUAUGAUCACUAUCCAUUCAGGGCUGGUUGAAGAUGAUAGCCCUUAUUCCAAAGAUGGCGUGAAGGGCACAUAUUAUUUCGAAUUUACAAGACCUCUAAGGACAAUGGACCGUUCUCAACAGGAUGUGCAGUUUAUUAUUGGAGAGACGAGCAGGGUGGCUGGUGCUUUCUGGUAUCCAACUGGAGGGAAACCAUGGAUCAAGAAUCAACACUAUUCUGCUAGCUGUGAUUGGUUGCCAUUGGACAUAACAGCGCCUUCUUCCUCUUCUUACAUGACUUCAUCAAAAAGCUCGUGGGAUGCAGCUACUGCCUUUUCUUUGCUUCUGUCAGUGAUGGCCUUCUGCCUUUCAGUCUUUGUUGGAUACUGGGUUUCUAGAAGUAAGGCUGUGCCUUUCACCCCUAUUGAUCGCUUAUGAUUAACAGUUUAGAUGAUUUUUCUCUACUGUAGAAGGUGUCCCAUCCACAUAGAAUUCUUUUAUUAGAUUUAUUUUAAAUACUCUCGUAGCUUUUGGAUGUUGUUGCAUUGAUAUAAUUUAUGUUGCAGCAUUAAUGGUACUAAAAUUCUUGUGGGGAUAUCAGAUUAUAAUAUAUGUAGGGUUUAUUUGUGGGAAAAAUAUUACAUAUAUUUGGAGUCCAAUAGUGGGGCGCCACAUGUCAAAUGAGCUCUACGGCCAAUAUAUUGCAGUGGGGCUUACUUAAAACGUGACGCCCUACCAUUGGACUCCGAACGGAAAUAGCGUCUGGAAUCCAAAUGUAAUAUUUUCUUUUACUUUUAAUACUAUCAUCUUCGAAUUUGUAAAUGAACGCAUCAAAGUAAAUCAAUUUGCCUGAAAGUUAAG
This is a messenger RNA of Phalaenopsis equestris, 1699 nucleotides long. RefSeq lists its product as uncharacterized. The transcript is spliced from 8 exons. The record is from RefSeq and is a predicted model, not a curated record. NCBI's taxonomy places the organism in Eukaryota, Viridiplantae, Streptophyta, Magnoliopsida, Asparagales, Orchidaceae. Gene Ontology annotation, molecular function: heme binding. The coding region runs from base 185 to 1276 and encodes 363 amino acids.